GCAGUGGACGCGGCCCGUGUGUCAAGAAUCGAAACCAAAUAUGUUUCACAAGCGACAACAAAAGAGAACUCAGCUUUUAUAACGUAGUGGGAAUCAUAAAUCACUGCUCUUUAUAUUCGCAUGAGGAAGAGCAGAUUUGUAGUCCUUUUGGUUUCAUAAAUGAAAUGGCGGGAGGUAACGUUAGCGUACAAGGCAGCAGAAGGGAUAGUGUGUGACAGGAGACUCAGGGGCUGACAGCAGGAUGGCCCACUUUGACACAGAGUACCAGCGCCUGGAGGCGUCCUACAGUGACUCUCCUCCCGGUGAAGAGAAUCUGCUGGUGCAUGUUCCAGAGGGAUCCAAAUCUCCAUGGCACCACAUUGAAAAUCUGGACCUUUUCUUCCAGAGAGUCUAUAAUCUACACCAGAAGAAUGGAUUUACUUGUAUGCUGCUGGGAGAAAUAUUUGAGCUUGUGCAACUGGUGUUUGUGGUGGCAUUCACGGUGUUCCUGGCUAACUGUGUGGACUAUGACAUCCUCUUUGCCAACAAGUUUGUUAAUCACACUGAUUCCUCAAAGGUUACGCUUCCUGAUGCAUUUCUUCCAGUGGAUGUGUGCAGUGCUCGGAUCCGUGACAAUGUUUUUGCCAUCUUCAUCCUUAUCAUAUCAGGGGUCUUUUGGCUCCACCGUCUCAUCAAGUUUAUCUACAACAUCUGUUGUUACUGGGAGAUCAGAUCGUUUUACAACAAUGCCCUAAAAAUGUCCAUGACAGACCUUUCUUAUUUCACCUGGCAGGAGGUUCAGGGAAGGAUUAUUGAGAUCCAGAAGGAGCACCAGAUUUGCAUCCACAAAAAAGAACUGUCAGAGCUUGACAUCUACCACCGCAUCCUGCGUUUUAAAAACUACAUGGUCGCGAUGGUCAAUAAGUCACUCCUACCGGUGCGUUUUCGUUUGCCUCUGCUGGGCGACUCUGUUUUUUACACUCGGGGUCUCAAGUAUAACUUUGAGUUGAUUUUCUUCUGGGGCCCUGGAUCCCUUUUUGAAAACGAGUGGAGUCUGAAGCCGGAGUACAAACGUGGAGGGAACCGUUUGGAGCUAGCGGAUCGUCUGAGCUCAAGGAUCUUGUGGAUUGGAAUUGCCAACCUUCUCUUGUGUCCAGUUAUCCUGAUUUGGCAGAUUCUUUAUGCGUUCUUCAGCUACACUGAGGUGAUCAAGCGGGAGCCGGGAAGUCUGGGUGCUCGAUGUUGGUCCCUGUAUGGCCGUUUUUACCUCCGACACUUUAAUGAACUAGACCAUGAGCUGAUGUCACGCCUCAGCAAGGGCUACAAGGCCUCCUCGAAGUACAUGAACUGCUUCAUGUCACCAUUACUGACGGUGGUGGCUAAGAACGUGGCGUUCUUUGCUGGCUCCAUACUAGCCGUUUUGAUUGCUUUGACCAUUUAUGAUGAAGAUGUAUUGGCUGUCGAACACGUGCUCAGCAGUAUUACAUUACUUGGGAUCUGCAUCACAGUCUGCAGGUCUUUUAUCCCAGACAAGCAUAUGGUGUUCUGCCCAGAACAGCUGCUUAAAGUGAUCUUGGCACACAUCCAUUACAUGCCUGAUCAUUGGCAGGGUAAUGCCCACCGUUAUGAGACCAGAGACGAGUUCUCACAGCUCUUUCAGUACAAGGCUGUAUUUAUUCUUGAGGAGCUGUUGAGUCCUGUCGUCACUCCCUUCAUUCUAAUUUUUUGCUUGCGGCGUAAAACUCUAGAGAUCAUCGAUUUUUUCCGAAACUUUACAGUGGACGUGGUCGGCGUGGGCGAUACUUGCUCUUUUGCACAGAUGGAUGUCCGUCAACAUGGUCAUCCUGCGUGGAUGUCUGCUGGGAAAACAGAGGCCUCCAUCUAUCAGCAAGCAGAAGACGGGAAGACUGAACUGUCACUCAUGCACUUCGCUAUCACAAAUCCACACUGGCAGCCCCCUCGGGAGAGCACGCAUUUCAUCAGCCUUCUGAAAGAGAAGGUGCACCGCGAGGCCGCCGCAGGACAGCAGGGAAUCAUAGCAGAGAAUCCGGCAUUUACCUCAACCCAUUCACUACAGUCUGAUUCAGAGCCUCGCAGUCUUAUUGCAAAUCUCCUGAUGGGACCCCCUUCCCUGGCCUCGCUGCAUAUGGGUCGAGAGGGCACUAUCAAUCCUGUGUCCAUUGGAGUGAGUGAGGGGGCAUCCGCCCUCCGAUCGCUCUCUCCUGUGAGCACGAGUCUACACCUGCGGGGCAGCUACCCAUCUGCCAGACUGCCACGACCUGACCAUCCAGUUGUGGUGGCUGGCAGACCAAUGACAGGCUCAAGCACUGAUGCCCGAACCAUCAGCUCUGGCAGUAGUGCCUGGGAAGGUCAGCUGACCAGUAUGGUCCUAUCAGAAUACGCCUCCACAGAGAUGAGCAUUCAUGCCCUCUACAUGCAUGAGAUGCACAAGCAGCAGUCACGAGGUGAGGUGUCUCGACACACCUGGCACAGACAGGAGAGUGACGAGAGCAGUGAGAGUGUCAAUGAGGACAUAGAAGCUGCCCGCACCUUCCCCCGUUCCAGCACUUUCCCAACCACCUCACACCAGGCGGGGGCAGCACAGCAGAGCGGCAGCCAGCGGCGCUGGGGCGGAACCUCAGAUCCUGUUUCUGGAAGCUUUCGAGCUCAGAGAACGCCUCGUAUGCCUAUGGGUGGCUGGUCUGAGGAGAACCAAAUGAGCAGACAUCACGACCCAGUGCCCGAGGAGGGGUCUGAGGACGAGCUACCACCACACAUCCAUAAGGUGACUUAACAGGUGUAUCGUAGAUGAAGGACUCGAGAGACUUACAGCAUCCAUUUAACUCUGGACACUGAUGAAAAAAAAAAGAAAUCAUAUUUAUUUACUCUUGGACAAAACUCAAGUCUGAGCUUAAUUACUGUAUGUCACAGAGUGGCAUCAUAUCAAAUUUCAAGAUGCGUUGUAAUGGUUUGAGCUUCUGUGGGAAUGAGACAAUGAACAACAUUAUCAAAAUACUCAAUUAUUCAUAGUUCUCACAGAUUGAUCCAUUUGAGAGAAGUUCUGUAAAAUAUUUCAUUGUGAAUGAGAAAGUCUAAACGGUCAAAUAUGAUUGCGUUCAGCUAACCUUGACAUUUCGUUCUCGUCAAAAAGUAAAGGUUGUUGUUGAUGUAGGAAAUAUGUGCUUAGAAUUUUUGAACUUCUUUGAAUAAUUUUGAUAGGAGGAAGAAAUAUUUAUAAUAUGCAAUGUGCCAUUAUGAAUUUUAAGCUUUGCAAACUUAGAUUUCAUUGUCAAUCCCAUAUUUCUGUGAGAGGGGAAAACCACUGACCAUCAUUCAUGUCUGGCACUGUAAAAAUUAUGCAUGCUCUUUCUUAGUUUUUAUUAUUUGCACAAUAUCAAGUGAGUAUGCACUUUAUAAUUUUUUCAGAUCCAAAGGAUGACUCAAAGGUUUUGGAGAAAUCAGACUUGUUUUUAUUAACAUGCAGUUUUAAAGGAAGGUGUAUAUUUAUUUCUAUAGGAUAAAACCCCAGGAUUUUUUUGUUUAUUUAUCGUGUUUCAGGUGAAUAAAAUGUGAGAAUGAUGGAGUUGUGUAUAGCAUUAUGUGUUACAGAUAUCUCAGGACUGGCUUGUUUUUGGCACUGAAGUUGCCCAGAAAGUGCAUGACACAUCCUCAAACCCAGAACUGCUAAAGGGAAUAAACCAACCUUUGGGUAGUUUGUGUGACUCUAAAGAUUUUGAAUUUCAUUCAUAGAACAUUAAUACAUAAAAAAAACUGACACCAUUUCUCAUAUCUCACACUGCUCGCAUACAUUGUGCUUAAGAGAGUGUUCAAGGUGCAAAUUGUGCAUGAUCCUAGACUUUAUACUUGUAUGUGUUUGUAAUAAUUGGCCUGUAAAAUGCUUCUCUGAACUUAACUAGUCCAUCAACUGCAUCUGUGCAUUUUCGAUUGUCUUUUGUUUUCAGUUUUCUAGACUGUCGUAUAUUUACAUUUUGUACAGUUUAAAUUCAUCAAUAAAAUAUAUUUAAUA
This is a messenger RNA of Carassius gibelio (silver crucian carp), 4006 nucleotides long. Its product is annotated as autophagy-related protein 9A-like. The coding region runs from base 242 to 2773 and encodes 843 amino acids. Gene Ontology annotation, cellular component: phagophore assembly site; autophagosome. The transcript has 16 exons. Gene Ontology annotation, biological process: protein localization to phagophore assembly site; autophagy of mitochondrion. Lineage: Eukaryota; Metazoa; Chordata; Actinopteri; Cypriniformes; Cyprinidae. The record is from RefSeq and is a predicted model, not a curated record.